CCCCAAUUUGUUGUCCACCCCGACCUAACUUGGGACUUUCCCCCCACUUAACAGGCAGCCACCGCAACCGUCGAGGAGACAAAUGCCGUCGAGCCAGCGAGUGUCGUCACCCCCGCCGCGAAGUAAAUUCAGAAAAUUGCUACGACGAGAAUCGUUUUGGGGAGGUGGUUGAUACGUGCGUGGCAUCUAUGGAUGGGCCCUUCAAACGUUUAGACUGCCAUGUUUUCUGUUGUCAUACACACAGAAACCCGCAGCAAUUAGCGAUGGAGUCCUGGCUGGCUAGGGGUUGAAACGGAUAGGAGAAGAUGAUAAUAUACACCCCAUUUUUGCUUGGAGAUGUAUUUGUCGAAACGAAUCGCAAACCCCGUUUCGCUACCCUUUGUAUUCUUUUUUUGAUCAUUCCUCUUUUAAUUCCCUGUGCAGGUCUGCUGGCCUCCCUGGAUCGUAGUAGGACCUGUCCCCACCGUCUGAGGGGGGGUCAACCAACAGCCUCUUUCC
Messenger RNA from Phialemonium atrogriseum, 498 nucleotides. RefSeq lists its product as uncharacterized. NCBI's taxonomy places the organism in Eukaryota, Fungi, Ascomycota, Sordariomycetes, Cephalothecales, Cephalothecaceae. The annotation marks the transcript as partial. The transcript has a single exon. The record is from RefSeq and is a predicted model, not a curated record.